AUGGCGCUUGGACUUCCUCGUUUGCGACCGCUCGACCACACAGCCACAGCAUGGGCCAGCGAGCAGUGCGAAUCUUUAGCCACACGUAACGGCGCUCUCAACCUUUACCAGCGCCUCGUCGAGAACGGCGAAAUCUGGAGCCUCUCGUCGCUCUCCGUCGACCUACGAGAGCCUCGACUGCCCGAAUACGAACGUGAAACGCCGACCGACGAGGAACAGGAUCAUUACCUCAACGAAAUUCUACUAACUGAGAAACGUAUCUGCCGCUGGGCGCUGUCAGACACGCCAUUUGCCAAAGCGACUUUUCACCGGCAGUCUGUCUUGCGUCGAGUCGUUACGGCCAUCAUAAAUCGCUACUCUGAUACCGUGCGAGAGGAGCAGCGAUCGAGAAAGUCGCCGGAAAGUAGUGAGAGAGAUGUGGAGACGGACAGUGCGGCAGAGAGCAAGAAACGCGAGACGGACGUGCUGAUUGAGUUGGGAGUCAAGACAGGACUGUCGCUGCUGUUUUCUCUUCUCAGACAGGCGUGGAGUGCGGAGAGAGGAACGAGGAAUGUGGACAUUUGUAACAGUGUGUUGAGGACUGCACAUGAUGUGUUGUCUGGUCUUCCUCCGGGUUUGUUGGCUGGGAAGACGAAGAUUGGUUCGUUAGCUUGGCAGAGUUUGGAUGAAGUUUGUGGAUUUUUGAAGGAAGUGGCUGUGCCCGAGUCGCCGGCUGAUGUGGAUGGUCGUGAGCUGGCGCUUGAGCUGUUUCUUCUUAUUGCUCUGCAGCGAGCGUCGCUUUCGCAUUUGUUGAGAUGGAUUGAAGUAGCGAUUCUUGCUAAUUCGGAUCUGAGGAAAAUUGGCGUUGGAGCUAAUGGAGGUGGCAAUGACUGCAGAAUGGUAGAGGUGUCUGGUUCAGUUAUAAGGCAAAUCAUUACUGAAGUUGUCAAAGCUGUUCAACUUGAUGACCAGACAGACGAUGUUAGCACUUUGUUGGCUCAAGUUGGUUGUGAUCAGGACAAGGUAGCUUCUCACAAGGCUGCCAUCGUACUACUAUCUGAAAUUACAAAGAGGGCAAAUCACUAUACCGAGGUAUCAGCUGGAGAGACAACAUUAUGUCAUAACUCAGUAACCGUGAGAAGUGAGCAAAUGGAGACAUAUGUUUGGGGCAGUAACAGCAGUCAUCAGCUAACACUAGGCAGUCAGGAAAAAGUACUUGUAGCAAAGCUUUCCACUGAACUCAGUGGCCAUGUUCAGGUUGAGGGAGGCCAAUACUGUACGUUUGUUAUAUCAUCAAAAGGAGAGAUCAAGGGAUGUGGGAAGGGUAGUUAUGGCCGACUGGGAAUGGGUGACUCCAACACACAACAUCGUCUCAAAUCUAUUCCCCUGUUUCUGUCCAACAGUAUUGUCAUUAGAACUGUGUCUUCAUCGAAGGGAUCGGAUGGUCAUACUCUAGCUAUCAGUGAUUGUGGUCGUGUGUACAGUUGGGGUGAUGGUGAUUAUGGCAAACUGGGACACGGCAAUCGGACAACAACUAAAGUUCCAAAAUUGAUUGAAAGUUUAAGUGACAAGGUUGUUGUGUGUGUCUCUGCUGGUUUUCGUCACAGUGCUGCUGUCACUGAGUACAAUGAACUGUACACGUGGGGUGAAGGAGACCACGGUCGCUUGGGCCAUGGAAACACUGACAACAAACUGUCUCCAACACUUGUGCAGGGAAUCAGUGGAGUUGGUUCAGUAGUUUGUGCCAGCUCACAUACAUUAGCACUUUCUCAGAAUGGAAUGACAGUGUGGUCGUUUGGUGGAGGAGAUCACGGAAAACUAGGUAAUGGUAGCUCAGCGAAUGUCUCAUCUCCCAAGACAAUUGAUCAUCUCUCAAAUAUGAAUAUUGAAAAGAUUGAUGCUGGGAGUCAGUACAGUCUGGCUCUCACUCAGUUUGGACAGAUUUAUGUGUGGGGGAGUGGUCAUUGCCUCGGCAUGGAGGCAACGACUCAGUCGCUUCCUACACUGCUGGAAUCUCUUGCAGACAAGAAUAUUAUUGAUAUCUCAGCAGGAGACGGUCACUGUCUUGCUUUAACACAGGAUUGUGAAGUAUAUGCAUGGGGUGCAAACACAAUGGGUCAAUGCGGUUUGGGCGAUUUGGCAAGUCCAGUGAAGACACCACAACGAGUUAAAGGACUUGAGGGUGUACCUGUACAGCAAGUGGCAGCUGGAACGUCUCACAGUAUGGCAUGGACGGUGCCACCUACCGGCAGGCGAACUCUGACAUGGCAUAGGCCGUACUGCAUUGAAGUGAACUCUCAUACAUUUGAGAAACUGAGACAGUUUCUUGAGCAGUAUGCUGUGACGUUGUCUUCUCAUGAUAAACCGGUGCCACCAUUCUCCACUCAAAGUGAACAGGAGAGUUUUGUAUUGACAUGCCUCUCUUUGCUGCAAACACAUGUAAAUCUAGCUGAGUCGUGGCGACGAAUGUCAGGAAUCUCACUAGAUGUUGAGAUGAGGAGACUUCGCCAAUUAAUCUUCCGACUCAUUGAUCUCGGACUACCGACUACGAUACAACAAGUUAUUUGCAAAGUUGUCUCUGCGGGUGCAUCGCUGCUUCUGCCACCAUUGCAAGAGCGACUGGAGUUGUUGCAUGGGCUUUUACCUCAUGGUGACAGGGGAUGGAAUGAUUUGUCUGCAGGACAGCGUUUGCAACUGAGAGUAUAUCUGGAGAGUUUACAUGACAGUCGUCAUGUUGCAAUGCUACUUGGUCCACUGUACAAGGCCAAUGAUCGAUCAAGUGAAGAAACAUCAGCUCAAUUGGUGGCCAAUCUGAUGAAGACUGUGCUUGGGAAUUUGUGUUCAGAUACUGAGAGAGCAAUUCAGAAAGUUGUGGAAGAAACUUCAAACAAUGAUGUUCAGGAAACAGUUGAUGUUACAGUGGAGUCACCAUCUCUGCUUUUACCUCUUCUUGCUUUGCUUCAUCGUCAUCUUGUGUCUGUUUGCAUGGUAAAGUCAUCAGUGACUCAAAGCAAGGUGUCUGAUGAAACGAGAUUUAUGAUAGUCUACAGAGCUUCAUCAGCCUUCAUGCUCUACAGGAAUCACUUUGCACUCUAUUUAUCAUGCUGCUGUGACUUGCUCGAAAUGUCAGUCAAGCCUCUUCAGGUGUUGCCUUCAUGUUCCAGGAAAUUAGAUGAUAUGUUGUACAACUCUGUCACUGGUUCACUUCUUUCCCAGUUUGUUCAUGGUCUUCUGAUAUUUCCUACUCAUUUGGUUCAAGAGUUAUUUCCUGUUUGCUUGCGACUUCUUGCUCAUUUGGAUAAAGUCUGCAGAUGCCUUCCAGUAGAUCAACUCUCUUACCUUGAGAGUGCAGAGCUAGACAAGCCUCUUUCAAUUAAUUGCCUAGAGAUGACUAAUUUAUCAGGGAAUCAGAAGACUCCACCAUGGGAAUGGUUGGUUGACAUUGAACGAACUUGUGCUCUUGCUGUUGGUUGCUGCUUGAAGAAAACCAUUGAGGGUGAAACUGUAGAAGUGACAGAGGAAGAACGAAUGUGUUCAGAAUGGACAACAUCACAGCUGCUCAGCAAUGGCCUGGAAGAUAUGUCACAAGAACUCAAAACUGACUCUGCUUUACUGAGUGGUGGUGUCACUGUGGAUAUUCCUUUGUCAGAGUUGUCUCCUGAAAAUCAAGUGCUUGUUGCAUUAGCCCUCGGUAGGGACAAUGAUCACGCCAACCACAUCUGGGAGAAUAUGAUAGCUUAUGCUAUUCAUCAUGAUUGGGAGACAGCAACAGAGCAGGAAGACCUUCAGUUGAACUCUGUGUCUCGUCAUGUUUUGGCAGCACUGAUUAAACAUUGUAACUUGAUGAGUGUGAUCAUGCAGGCAAGGGGUAGUGGACUCAAACAUGGUGCUGUUGUGGACGUUUAUCGACACGCAUUCAAAACUCGUCGUCAGCUUGUUCACCUUCGCGACAGUUAUGAACAGGCCGGAUCAGAGACAACAGCAUACCAGACAGCUUGCAUCCACAUUCGAUCACGCUGUAUGUUCUUGCUGUUGCAUGUUAACUCAGCAGUGCAAAGUGAAGAGGCUUUUAUCCCUCUGUCACUUUCUACUAAGAAACAAAGCAGUACAACUCAUGAGGACAUGCAGUCUAGUACUGAGACUCCACUUGCUUUUGAUGAUCAAGAGCAAGCAAGAAAAUCAGGUAGUCCAAUUGAAUCUUUAAAGAAGAUCAGCAUGCCAGUAAGGAUGUUAUCAGUAACUGACAAUGGAAGAUUUAAGGAUGAUGGUGGAGUGUUUCCAUCUGGUACUGUUAAGGCUGUUAGCUGUGAGUCACGAGAGUCAAAGGAAGGGAGUGACAUGAUGUCUUUGGCAUCGGUGAAAGAAGCUUUGAGACGCUUACGUUGGAGACGAGAACGAAUGGAACGGUCAGCAUCCAUUCACUCAAAGCGUCAGAGUAAAAAGAAUUUAGGCCACUCAAAAUAUGCAAGAAAGUUGCCAUAUGGUCACAAGACAGUGUUACAACACGUGUCUUCCCUGGUCGUAGAUUUUGUUAAGAGCGAUGGAGGUGUCUGUGUACUGGAUAUUUCGGAUGGCGAAAGAAAGACACCAGAACCAUUGCAUGCAUCUCGUUGUCGGAAAACAGAACCUGUGAUUGUGCUUAAUGCCAUGCAACAACAACAAUGCAGAGCUGAGGUUCGUUUUGAAGCUCUGGAGCAGUUUGGAUGCCUGAUUAACUUUGAACGUUUGAUGAACCAAACGUAUAUUUCUCGGUCACUCAUAACAUCUGUACAUCUACAACUACUUGCUAGUUGCUUAGGUCUCAGUUGUCUUGAUGGUCAUGACAAUGAGUCGGACACUGAACCAAAGACAGUCUUUAACUACCAGGAUCAUGUUCAUGCUGCAAAGAGUGGCAUGCAGCAGAGAAUACAGUCGGCUGCUCAGAUUAUCUACACUCAUUUGAUUGAUAUAUUAGGACAGUACACCCUACAGGAGACGCCUUCAGUUCAGUCCAGCCUGGCACUGUGUGGUGUUGCAGGACUUAGUACAAAACAUCAUUUACCUGAUCUUAAUCAUUUGUCUUCUUCUGGUGUUUUAACUCACUUGGGUUCCCUUAUCUCACGUGUGGAUAUCAAGACUCCACGCUUGUUACGGCAAGCUGCAAAACGAUUGCUCAAAGCACUGUCUCUCACUGGAAGUUGUCUUUCUGAUCGUUUGUCUGAAUCAACUGCUCAAACACUUUUGAACUUGCAUUUUGACCAUGUCACGGCUUUGCACAAUGCUGUCAUGAUAAGAAGUCAAAACAAGAGCCUCACUAGUCAUUUGGCUUUAGAAAAGUUACAGGAGGCUCUUAGCAAUGCCUUGAUGACUCUCAAGAGAAUCUCAACAGCAGAAAAGUUUAAUCUUCUACUUUGUGACAUCAAAUGGGUAACGUUGUUGUUGGACGUUGCUCGCAGUCCUUGCAAUUUUGCAGUUUUAAGUGUUUGUGGGCUGAAGCCACGACUGCUAGCCUUGCUUCUUCUUGAUGCAAUUCUACGAUGUGGAGACAUUGAGCAGAAGGGAAUGGUAGUUGAGCAAUUGUUUGAGCUCUUAGCUGGUACUACAAGUAAACAGUUGGACAGUGGCAAUUCUUGUCUCGAGGUACCAGCAAUGGAUGUGGAUUUGUUAGAUGAAGAUGAUGGAAUGGUUCCCUUACACAUGAAAUUUGAGCAAUCUCGAAGUGUGCGUUGCAAAGUGAUGGGAAAUGUGAUUACUCAUCAGAGCAGUAAUGAUGGAUAUGCUGUAGGCUCGAUGGCCUUGUACAGUGGACUUUUCCGAUGGAAGGUUUCAAUUGAAAAUGAAAUGCUGGGUGAUGAGUCAACAUGUGUGGGAGUGAGCAAGUAUCCUUUGCAAGACUUUGAUUACUCAAUGACGACUGACAUGUGGCUGUAUCGAGCUAAUGAUGGGUAUGUAUAUCAUGCAGGAAAGGAAAAGAUUUAUUUACAGCCAUACAGCCAAGGAGAUAUGAUCACGGUUGAGGUGAACAUGGUAUCCAAGUCAAUAUCAUUUGCUAAGAAUGAUAGCAAGCUUCAACUUGCUGGCUACUUUGAUGUCGACAUUUUGUAUCCUGUUGUGGUGUUUCAGGGUGGGCAAAAUGAAAAGAGAGUGUCUGUUGGUGCUUGUUUUACCUGCCAAAAUGCUCCUCCAGUCUUGUCUGUUGGAGACCCUUUGUGUGCACCUUCUGCUGCAGUGUUGGCUCAGUCAACUGUUGACCUCUUACGGAGCCUCCAUGGUACACAUGGAUGGAUGGCAUUUGUAAAUGAUGUGAUUUUGAAUGCUUUGAAAAGUGCCGGAGAGUUACUAGGCAAUGAAACUAGAAGAUGGAUGGAGUCAGUGAUGAUGGAUGUAGGUAUUAAUAGUGAAGAAACAAGACAGGGCCAAGGAGAUAGUUCUAGAAUGCAACAUCUGAUUAAGGAUGAUGUUGUGGAUCAUUUGUGUGUACAUGUAUGGCCUGUAUUAGCUGUGAUUGGUGGAGUCGACGAUGGGCUACGGGUUGGAGCUCGUUGUGUUUUAGUAAAUGAAGACAAAAUGGGAACCAUAUUGGGCUCAGUGAAGAGAAAGAGUCGACAUGUUCAUGUGCAGCUGGAUGAUGCAGACUCACCAACUGUGGAUGUUUUAGUGCAAAGUGUUAGGCCAGUGCUUCCAAGUCCUUUUGCCAUAUCCGAUCUACCUGAAGUGUCACAAGAAGCUCUUUCCAGUGUUGUGGUACUCAGCGGCCUCUUGACUGCAGGGAAAUUACCAUUUAGCAUGGCAUCAGAUUCGUCUUCGAAACGAUUAGGUGAUGACACAUCUAUUCAACCUCACGAUGUUGCCAGCAAGCAUGAACUUUUUCAAAUGAAAGUUCGUAAUCUUCAGAUUGGAGCACUGAAGACAUUACGUGUAUUACUAAGCAGCUCAAAGUAUGCGGAUCCUUUGGUUUUUCACUCAUUCACUCGUAAUGAUGCAGGACACACCACACUGUCUCCUUUUGUCAUGAAAACAUUGCAUCUCAUUGUUGGUAGAGCUAUUUGCCCAUCACCCAUUGCAAGGAUUUUGUCAAUAAGUGAACUGGAACGUGCAUAUAGUAUUCUUAUGAAAUGCAGCUUAGCUAGUGGAUUGGAUGGUUCAUUGGAAGACGGUCCUUUAGAAGACAGUUUAGAUGCACUUCCAUCAGACAGAAAUGCAUCUGAACGGCACCAAGCAAGUGGCAAUAGAGACACAUCACCAGGUUAUGUUCAUCGAACAUCUUCAAGGCGCUUUCGAAGUGCAGAUGCAAGACUUCAGCUUUUAAGAGCACGACGUCAUGAAGCUAUUGAACGUGAAGAAAGCCUAGUUAGAGUAGCAUCAAGGGAAAGUUCAGAACAGGAAGAAAAUAGAUUUUUGAGGAUGUUUGCACAACAUGGGGAGCAGCCACAGACACAGUCACAGUUACCGCCUUCUUUGCCAGAAAGUGCUUGUGCUUCUUCGAGUCAACAGCUAACUCCUCUUCAAACUCAAUUACAUGAAAUGGGUUUCUCACUGGCUCACAUCGCUCGAGCUAUGUCAUCAGUUGCUGGUCGAUUUAGCAGUUCAUCUGCUCAGCUAUCUCCCAAUGUUAGAGUUAUAAAUCGCCUUGUAACGUGGAUGAUUGAUCAUCCACUAACUGAUGCUGACUUAGUAGAAGCUGAUGGAAGAGAGCAAGAGAGACCAGAAAGCUCAGUCUCGUUAGCUUCUAUUUCACGUAGAUCUCGAAUAUUACAGAGGAGGCUGGAAAUUGUUCCUGGUCGCAGUUCAUCAUUAUUGCAACGUCUAGCAGCCAUUCAGCAACGGCAUGAAGAAGCUGGAAGUAGCAGAAUCCACGAAGAUGAAAGUCCGACUAAUGAAAGCAACACCACUGACCAAUGUAUUGAAGUUUUGGACAUAGACAGUGAAGAAGAGCAGUCAAAUGUGGAUUGUGAAAGAGCAUAUGGAUCUUCACAGUCUACUGCACAUGCUGAAGACUUAUUGAAAGAAAUUGACCCAAUGCCAGUAAAUGGUGAUGAAGAUGUCAGCAGUGGAGAGGACUUUGGCAGGGAUAUUCUUAGCAAAUUAGGCAUGGACAGUGUAUCUGGGUUUGAAGUAGUGUUGUUUAAUGAAAAUGAUCCAUUGGGAGCAAACGUAUUGAAAACCAACGUACUACAAGGGAGAGGUGGUAACACAGUAAAUAGGAGUGAUAGCAAGUCAGCAAAACAGCAUCGCAGUCUUGCUCAACAAGCUGCUUCUCUUCAAGAUAGCAGUGAGCGAAACGUGGCUGUUGAGAGAAUUGUAGAGUCUUUUUGCAUUCUGGUUUCUCGGAGUAUUCUUUCUCACUUCUUGUCAUUGAUCGCAUCCCUGGAAGAUGACUCACAAGUUGUGUCCUCUCUCAAACGGAUUGGCUUGGUCUCAUUUAGCAAUCUCAUGAAAGUUGCACGGCUGAUAUCUACAAGAAGAAUGGCAAUGUCUCCUGAAAACAACAUGUCUCUUCUUGAAUUUAGAAAGCUUUUAGAAGCUCUAAGCGCUACUGCUGCUUCUGGUGACAGUAGUCUCUACAGAAUGUGCUCUAGAGAACUUGUCAAUUUGGCUGUAAACGGUGUAUCAGAAGAGAACAGGCAUGAUUUGUCUCUAGUGAAAUCAGACUUAGCAGCUCUAACUUCACGCAGUAUACCUGUAAUGGAAGUGUUGGUGUCCGUUUUGAUCAAACAUACGAGAGAGCCUAUCAAGAGUUUUGCUACUAUUAGACAUGAAGAGCCAUCACUGGCACAUCACUAUGUCAAUCUGUCAGCUGACACACUUGCUAGGCUAAAAGCUGGUUCCUCUGUUGAUAACAAGUUUAGUUCCAUGCAACAACCUCAGGAAGGGCGUCUUGCAUUGAUUGAUGGUUUGGCUGCGUGUUGUUUCUCAUCGAAGCUAGAUGGAGCAAAGAGGCAGUGGGCUGCUAUUGAGUUGACUCGUGUCCUCUCAGAUCGAAGUCAGAAAACACUUUCAUCAAAAGAUAUUCAAGAUGCAUAUCACAGUGAUGUGGUGGAAUGUCCAAUGAGUAAACUGAAAGGACAUAAGGAGCAGAUUGUGAACUGUUGUUAUUCAAAUAACCGGUUGGCAGCCAAUGCUGAUGACGGUCACAUUCUUGUCUGGGACUUGUCAAAACUCGAGGAUCAAGAACCUGUAGCAGUCCAGUGGCUGAGUUGUCCAAGUGAUCAACGAUUUGUAUUUGAAACAGAAGAAGACGAAGAGCAGUAUGCAUCGUCAGUAAUUAUAGAGUGGAGCAAAACUGGGUUGUGUCUUGCAGCAGCUCAGGAGAAUGUUAUCAAUUUGUGGCGUGCAUCUGCUUUGUCAAGGCCUUUGUUGGACAUUCAGCCUCAUCUUGUGUGUUGCAUGGCAUGGGAAUACCAUCGAGAUGUUCUUAUUGUUGGUCGCUUUGAUGGCUCAUUAGGGUCUCUUUUUGUUGCUGCUACUUCACAUGGAAUUACAGUCAACAGAGUCGAACAUGAUUGUCCUCGAAGAGAAAGCAUUCCUGUUAGUUGUCUGUCAUGUUCUCCUCAGCGACUGAUGCUUGCAGUUGGUUAUGAGGAUGGCAUUGUUUGUAUCUUGCUUUCUGAUACAGACAAAGCUGACUCAACAAGUCUGAGUCAGUAUGCCAUCAGAUGUCAAUUUCAAGUUGAUCAGGCUGCAAUCACUGAUAUCAGUUGGGAUGCAAGUGGCAGUGCUUUUUUGACUACCUGUAGGACAAGUCAGAUAAAGGUGUGGAGUGUGUCUACUGAUGGACAAACAGUUUAUGAUAUUGGCACAAAUUGUGACUUGCUAGCAACUGCUUCAGCUGGACGUUGGUGUCCUGUUCCUGGUGUUGGUCAACAACCUCAAAUGCUACUUGCAAGUGGUCAUUUUGAUGGCUCGGUUUACUUGUGGACAACGCCGGAGAGAGGUUGUUCAGAGAAUCUGCAGUUCAUGUGUGUGCAACACUUGACAGGACAUGAAGCUGCAGUAGUUGACAUUGAAUUCAGCACGAGAGGACUAGUUUUGUGUUCUUGCUGCACAGACGGAGUUGUCUGUGUUUGGUCUAUUCAGGAAGCUAAUCUGAUGUUUCGAGUGAAAGAGAGUCAUCCAAUUGCUGGACUUUGCUGGAGUGGUAGUCACGGCAUUUUUGUUUGGUGUCAGAAAUCAACAGAAAUUGGUUUACUCAAAUUACAGUUUAAUCAUCUGUUGUCGCAUCGAGUCAAUACGACUUGUCGUCAUCGACUUGCUCAAUGUGGAAUAGUGCGGCUAUCGGAUGCUCCUUGUCUGCAGGCGUUUAUAGAAAAACUGCCACAGAUUCUACUGGAACAACAUACGUAUGAAAAGAGUAAAUUGAUUACCGGUGAGCAUAUUGUUCACAGCAUCUAUCUACAAACGCUGUGUCUUCUUGCUGUUGGUCUUGGUCUGGAUCGUGUGCUCUGCUUAAAUCAGGGUUUACCUCAUCACGGAUCGGUGCGAGUCGAUGAAACUGGUUCUUUGUAUUCAUGGCUAAGCAACUUUGCUAUCGCAAUCAGAGCUGCUGAUUCGUUAGCUACUCGAUCACCAUUUCACGAGUCAUUCACGGUGGCUUAUGAGCGAAGUGAAGUGGACACUUCAACGAAACAUAGAGCUCAGGAUAAUUCUGCAUGGACGUUAGACAUGGAUGAGCAAAUCAUUCUAUGGGCCACCCAACAUCCAACUGAGUGGCAGUCAAGAGGAGAUUGUGCUGUGUACACGUGGGGGAGUGGAGGACAUCAUGAGCUCGGAGAAGGCAUUGCACCAAGCAAGUCUCCAGUCAAAGUAUCAUCUUUCUCUCAUGCUGCUCAGGUUGUGUGUGGUCAGAAUUGCACCUUUACAGUGAAUCCAUCUGGAUAUUUGAAAGGAAUUGGGCAAGGGAGCUAUGGUAGACUUGGAAAUGGCAACUCUGAUGAUCAGUCUUCUUUGAUCCCUAUCUCUACACUUCAAGGGUAUGCGAUUGUUAAAGUGGCAACAUCACUGGGAAGUGAUGGACACACGCUAGCACUAGCUGACAGUGGAGAAGUGUUUAGCUGGGGAGACGGAGAUUAUGGAAAACUUGGCCAUGGGAACAGUGACAGGCAGCGUCGUCCUCGUCGUAUAGAGGCUCUACAAGGGAAAGAAAUUGUUGACAUUGCAUGUGGAUAUAAACAUUCAGCUGUAGUGACUGUUGAUGGAGAACUUUACACAUUUGGAAAUGGUUCUUCUGGUCGAUUGGGUCUGGGGAAUACGAACAACAAAAACAAACCACAAUUUGUUACUGCACUGGUAGAGCACAAAGUUUAUCAGGUUUCUUGUGGUUUGGAACACACAGUCUGUGUGUCUGCUGAUGGUCAGAUUGUAUGGUCAUUUGGUUGUAGUGACAAUGGGAAGCUUGGUCAUGGCUCGACGGCAGACAAGACUACGCCUGGAGUUAUCGAAGCUUUUCAAAAUUUGGGAGUGAAGAAAGUCUGCUGUGGGGCACAAUUUACUGUUGCACUGCUGAGAAACGGUUCAGUCUACACAUGUGGGCUUGGUCAAUAUAUCGGUGUGAGGGAUGGUAAUGACAACUCCGUUCCAAAGCAGGUGAUCAGUUUUAACGACAAAUUGGUGGAAGAUAUAGCUGCAGGGGCAGACCACACUCUUGUUCUUCUGAAGAGUGGUGAAGUGUGGACAUGGGGUGCAAACAGUUCUGGUCAGUUGGGAAUUGGAUCAACAUCCAAUCAGCAGAGUCCACGACAUGUCACAGAGUUGGAUGGGAAAAAGAUACUACAAAUCUCUGCUGGAAGGUCACAUAGUGCUGCUUGGACCGCCGCUCCAUUGCCACGUUAUUCUUCCAAUCAGUUGAGACCUAUUCAACUUGGAUUACCAUCGACUAUUCCUGCCCAGUACACAGCAUUACGAGAAUUACAGCCAGAAAUUGUCCAAUCACGGCUAAGAGUGCUUCAUCAUUUCUCUGCAUUGAUGAUGUCAUCUUGGAGACUUUUCAACUUUACCGGAUAUCAGGAGAGCUAUCAGCAUCCGGGUGUACAAGCUAUGGUGAGUGGUCGAGUGAGAGGUCUUCUUACAUCAAAUGUACACAGUGCACCAAUGACGAGGGCAAUCAGCGUUACUAUGAUUCAAGGAAAAAACCACGGCCCACAGAUUACAGUAGGGAGGAUACCAAGAAGGGGUCGUCCGACAAAGCCAGUGUUUAUUCAGAUAGCCAGGCAAAUUAUUAAACUCAAUCCGGCUGACCUGAGACUACCUGCAAGAGCGUGGAAAGUGAAGUUGAUCGGCGAAGGAGCAGAUGAUGCUGGAGGCGUGUUUGAUGAUCUGAUCACUGAGAUGGUCCAGGAACUUGAGAAUGGAACUGUUCCUCUGCUGAUCCCUACUCCAAAUGCUGUGAAUCAGGAAGGUUACAGCAAGGAUCGAUUUCUCCUGAAUCCCCGGCUCUCAUCAGACAAAGAUCUGGAACUUUUCAAAUUCUUGGGCAUUCUCUUUGGUGUAUCAAUUCGCACAAAGAAACCAUUAGACUUGCAUCUUGCUCCAAUAGUGUGGAAACAGCUAGCUGGCAUGCCAGUCACACCCGAAGAUAUCGAAGAAGUUGACAUUUUCUUUAUGCAGACGCUUCGUGGAAUACUGAAUGUUGAUGCCGAUAAUGUAACAGAAGAGAACUUUUCUGAUGUCAUUCCUCUGGAUCAAUUUGAAGCCCCGGCUUCAGAUGGCUCUUUUGUAGCAGUCGGACCCGGUGGAAGUAGCAUACCACUCACAUUCAGUAACCGACACGACUACGUGUAUUAUGCAUUACAUUAUCGUAUUCACGAGGUCGACACUCAGGUUGCUGCAGUCAGAGAGGGGAUGUCUUGCAUCAUACCCGUCCCUGUUCUCUCGCUCUUCACAGUUGUCCAGCUCGAAGAAAGUGUUUGUGGAAUGUCACACGUGCCUAUAUCUGUCCUCAAACAAGUCGUUAGGUAUCGAGAUGUUGACGCCAGUCACCAGCUUGUUAAGUGGCUUUGGGAAAUCCUGGAAUUGUUCAGUCAUCAAGAAAGAGUGUUGUUUCUCAGAUUUGUCUCUGGUCGGUCACGGCUGCCAGCUAAUGUAACCGACAUUCAACAGAAAUUUCAGAUAAUGAAAGUCAGUCGGGCUCGUGACAGUCUUCCUACUGCUCAGACGUGCUUUUUUCAAAUCAGACUUCCGCCGUACAGCUCACGAGAGGCCAUGGCUGAUAAGUUGCGUUAUGCCAUUCAAAACUGUCGGUCGAUCGAUACAGACACGUACAUGAUAGGGAGAAAUGCACCACAAGACGGUGACCAGUCUGAUGACUGAAUCAUGCACACAACUACCUUCCUUUGAUGAGAUUCAUUAUCGCCACUACUGUUGUGUGUGUAUAGUGUUAACUUAUCGUUGACCAGUCAGAGUCUCGUGUAGAUUUUUACAGGUCACCUCUGGUAUGCAUUGUUUUGGACUGCUAUGUUUUGCUAUUGGCCACAGAUGGCUGUACAGACAGUAGAUGUUAUUUCACUAGGUAAAGUAGCAAAGACAAUGCAGUAUC
Corticium candelabrum is the source of this 13489-nucleotide messenger RNA. RefSeq names its product probable E3 ubiquitin-protein ligase HERC1. The record is from RefSeq and is a predicted model, not a curated record. NCBI's taxonomy places the organism in Eukaryota, Metazoa, Porifera, Homoscleromorpha, Homosclerophorida, Plakinidae. Gene Ontology annotation, molecular function: ubiquitin-protein transferase activity; protein binding. The transcript is spliced from 59 exons. Bases 1 to 13263 code for a protein of 4420 amino acids.